Ceratina calcarata is the source of this 562-nucleotide messenger RNA. RefSeq names its product nucleolar protein viriato. The coding region runs from base 294 to 530 and encodes 78 amino acids. NCBI's taxonomy places the organism in Eukaryota, Metazoa, Arthropoda, Insecta, Hymenoptera, Apidae. The record is from RefSeq and is a predicted model, not a curated record. Gene Ontology annotation, cellular component: nucleolus. The transcript is spliced from 3 exons. Gene Ontology annotation, molecular function: rRNA binding.
UAAUAUAAGCGUUACAAAAUGUAUUGAAAAUCAAAGUCACAAUGCCUUUGUUUAUACACAAUUUUAUAUCCAGAAGAGAUAGUUCUGAACUAAAUCAAGACUACAGCACGCCAGGCAAAAAUUUUCUCACGUAAAGACAAAAAAUAUAGUGCCAUAAACAGAUAUUUUGUACUAUUCUUGGUUGAUUAUCGAUAAAACAGAGUAAAAAAACGUCAACAUUUUACUGACAGAUAACUCCGAAAGCUCAAAUCGUCGUACCAUAACCUCGAAACAUCGAACGUCACGUGGAGGAGAUGGCCAAAACAAAAAUGCAGCCGAAAUUGUUAAACGUCAAUAGAACGCCACAUCGACCCAAGAAAAGAAAAAAGAUCACUUUAGUAUUCGACGAAACUAAAAGAAAAGAAUUCCUGCAAGGAUUCAGAAAGAGGAAACUGCAGAGACAACAGAGAGCCAAAGAAGAGCUACAAAAACAGUUAAAAGAAGAAAAAAAGCGAAUCAAACAUGAGGUAACCUACAUACGUUAUCUUUAAACACCUGAUGUUUAUGUAAAAUAAAACAUUCA